Messenger RNA from Egretta garzetta (little egret), 524 nucleotides. It is a transcript of the gene HDDC2, whose product is annotated as HD domain containing 2. Lineage: Eukaryota; Metazoa; Chordata; Aves; Pelecaniformes; Ardeidae. Gene Ontology annotation, molecular function: 5'-deoxynucleotidase activity. Gene Ontology annotation, cellular component: cytoplasm. The record is from RefSeq and is a predicted model, not a curated record. The transcript has 5 exons. The coding region runs from base 60 to 524 and encodes 154 amino acids.
UACCUCGGACGGGAUGGGUGUACAGGAACGUGGCGAAGCCAGAGAGCGUAUCCGAUCAUAUGUACAGGAUGGCGAUGAUGGCUUUGGUGACCGAAGACAAGAGCCUUAACAAGGAUAGAUGCAUACGAUUAGCUUUGGUUCACGAUAUGGCUGAAUGCAUUGUUGGAGAUAUUGCUCCUGCAGAUAAUAUCUCAAAAGAGGAGAAACACAGGAGAGAAGAGGCAGCUAUGCAACAACUGACCCAGCUUCUAUCAGAGGACCUCAGAAAAGAAAUCUAUGAACUCUGGGAAGAAUAUGAACACCAGAGUACUGCGGAAGCCAAGUUUGUAAAACAGUUGGAUCAGUGUGAGAUGAUACUGCAAGCAUUUGAGUAUGAAGAGUUGGAAAACGCACCUGGCAGGCUGCAGGAUUUCUACGAUUCAACUGCUGGGAAGUUUACUCACCCAGAAGUACUCCAGCUUGUAUCUCUGAUUAACACAGAAAGGAAUAAAAAAAUAGCUGCUACAUCUCAUCCACAUUCCUGA